AUGCACCAGGGAGGCCACAUGAGGACAACUGAGGUAGCAAAGAACAGAAGCACCGCAUCGGAAUCGCAGUACGUUUGAAGACAGAGCCAUUUUAAUACAGCUUUAAAUUUGUGCUUGAGUGUUAUGCAACCAAACGUUCAGCGAACGUUUAUCUUUAUGAACAACAGAGGGUUGACGGACGGACACCGUGUAUGUGUGUUUGGUAAAACGCACAAACGGAGGAACAUUCUAGAAUACAGAGGAAGACACAUUCAGCAUGUUGCUUGCUGUCAGUGCAGAACCCCACCAGAAACCAGGCAUUCCAACCAAAAUGGCCAAUGAAUUGCCAGGUGAAGAUAUGCAUCACACCAGCAUAUUGAAGGGGAUUUGCAGACGGUGCGGACAGCAUAUCAAGGAUCGCCCAAUACUCAGUACCAAGUAUGCGUCUGAAUUUCGGGACCUGUUUGGCAUCGAUCUUUCCACUGACAAUCCCAACAUCCACCCACCAAAUAUCUGCCACAAGUGCCGGUGCAGGUUUGACUGGUAUAAGAAACACCCAAAGAAGGAGACUUAUCAACCAGUGAGAUCUCCAUAUGUGUUCAUGCAGCAUAGUAAUGAGUCAUGUGAAAUCUGCAAUGAUCACGCAGCACGUGAAAAGAGUCGCCAUCUACCCGUAAAACGAGGUCGGAAACGCAAAAGGACAGGACAUGCGGGUCCAGGUCGAGGAGGAAAGAAGAUGGCACAGAAGACAGGUUAUGAAUGCAGACCGAUGAAAAAUGAUACCGCAGUGAAGAGCAUCAUUACAUUUUGUACACCCACCAAGCAUGCUCAUUUUCCAGACAGUUUACAAGGUGGUGGCAAUGACUUCACUAGGGACCAUAUCACUGAAGGGGACAGAAACCCACCAAUGACGGGUGUCGUAGGCUUCUCCAAGGAGACGACCCUUGCCGUCUUACCCAGGAUGCACAUGGAAGAACUACUGUCCGAGCUGAAUCGGAGAAACAUUGUGGUGAAACUAGCAGGUGAACACCAGAGGGGUAGGGGUGACUUGGAACAUGUGCUGAGAGAGGUCAUGACAAGGGAGUAUGAAGUAGAGGAAGGUGAGGGAAUGGACACAAGUAACACAAGCUCUACAUUCGAGCACAGCUGUAGUAACACUAGCUCAGCAUUCCAGCACUGUUCUCAGCUUAAAGAGGGUGGCAGCAGCGAAGUGCUUUCCAGGCCAAACAAUGACCAAGCUUCUUCACAAAAUCUUCAAGAACUUUCUCAGUUCACAGAAAAUGAAGGAGCAUCUAGUAGGCAAGCACCAGACAUCCCCGAGACUUCAAGUACUGAGACAAGCCCUGAACAGGUCCAGGUAAAGAAAGAGCCUAAGAUCGAACUUGACUUUGAACAGCACACAAACAGUGUUGCAGGUGUGACAGGACCAUCUACAACUCAAACACAGUACCCUGGCAUUGUAUAUGGGCCACAGCCUAACUCUGCAAGUUCACAGCCUAACUCUGCAAGUGCACAGCCUAACUCUGCAAGUUCACAGAACUUGACAGUAAAAUUCAAGACAGAGCCUGGUUUGGAAGAAGAGACAGAAGAUGAACAGCUGCAGGACCUGCGGAGUGAGCUCUGUCCUUCCUCACCUGGACAACUGUCUCAAGAACUGGAUAAGGUGGAUGUCUCCUUAGAAGACGAAGGAUGUGGUAUGCCUCCAUGUGAAGAACCUGUAAAGUUGUGGGAAUCACAGGAGCAACAGCUUGACCAGGGAGAACCGGAAACUGAACCAGAAGUGCCACAGCGACAAAAGCGUUUUGCUUCAGAAUCUCUACAUACAAAACAGCUCGUCGAAUUACAAGAAGGGAGAGUAGACAGCAGAACAGAAAGAGCAACUAGAUGGGGCACAAAGCUUUUCAAAGAAUGGCUACAGUCAAGAGGCCUUGACACAGCAUUUGAGGAGCUUCCACCUCGAGAUCUGGCAGUACUACUGAGACAGUUCUAUGGAGAGGCACAGAAAGAUGACGGCACUCCAUAUGCUAAAGCGAGCCAUUCAUGUCUGAGAGCAGCUAUUCAUCGCCAUCUCACAGGACCCCCCUUCAACUGCAAGUACAAUAUUUUUAAAGACAAAGAGUUUCAAGCUGCCAAUAAAGUGUAUAACAGUGUGAUCAGGCAGCUUAAGAGAGAUGGAAUAGACACUAGCAAGAGCUAUCCACCCAUUCUAGCGUCUGACAUCACUAAAAUGUUCGAGACCAAAACGUUGAGUGUCGAUAAUCCGGUGGCCCUCCAACGACUGGUUUUCUUCUACCUUGCUUUUUUCUUCUGCCAAAGAGGGAGGGAAAAUCUGAGGGACUUUAAGGUCGGUGACUUUAUCCCCAACACCGAAGGAGGAAGGAGGUACUAUACUCUCAGGUACUACAAACACCAGAAGGACCACCGUGAUCAUCUACCCGGCAAUGUUCAACCAUCACCAAGACUGUAUGAAUCUCCCAAUAACACACGCCCCUGCCCAGUCCAGGCGUUUGAGCUGUACUGUAGUAAGCUGCACAACAGAUGCCCGUACCUCUUCCAAAGACCGAGUACGCAGUGGAAGCCAAGUUCACCUGCUCCAUGGUACUACGGUCAACCCGUCGGCCAGAACAAGCUUGGUGCGAUGAUGCGAGAUAUAUCCCAAGCUGCAGGGCUGAGCAAAGUCUACACUAACCACAGCAUCACGUGUACUGCUAUACAGGCUCUGGACAAGGCUGCAAGUUCACAGCCUAACUCUGCAAGUUCACAGCCUAACUCUGCAAGUUCUCAGCCUAACUCUGCAAGUUCACAGCCUAACUCUGCAACUUCACAGCCUAACUCUGCAACUUCACAGCCUAACUCUGCAAGAUUACAGCCUAACUCUGCAAGUUCUCAGCCUAACUCUGCAACUUCACAGCCUAACUCUGCAACUUCACAGCCUAACUCUGCAAGAUUACAGCCUAACUCUGCAAGUUUACAGCCUAACUCUGCAAGUUUACAGCCUAACUCUGCAACUUCACAGCCUAACUCUGCAACUUCACAGCCUAACUCUGCGAGUUCACAGCCUAACUCUGCAAGUUCACAGAAUUUGAUAGUGAAAAUCAAGACAGAGCCUGGACUGGAAGAAGAGACAGAAGAUGAACAGCUGCAAGACUUGAGGAGUGAGCUCUGUCCUUCCUCCCCUGGACAACUGUCUCAAGAACUGGACAAGAUGGAUGUCUCCUUAGAAGACGAAGGAUGUGAUAUGCCUCCAUGUGAAGAACCUGUGAAGUUGUGGGAAACACAGGAGCAACAGCUUCACCAGGGAGCAGCAGAAACUGAACCAGAAGCGGCACAGGGAAGCCAAAAGCGUUUAGCUUCUCUAGAUACAAAACAGCUGGAUGAAUUAGAAGAAGGGAGAGUAGACAGCAGAACAGAAAGAGCAACUAGAUUGGGCACAAAGCUUUUCAAAGAAUGGCUACAGGCAAGAGGCCUUGACACAGCAUUUGAGGAGCUUCCACCUCGAGAUCUGGCACUGCUACUGAAACAGUUCUAUGGAGAGGCACAGAAAGACAACGGCACUCCAUAUGCUAAGGCGAGCUACGCAUAUCUGAGAGCAGCUAUUCAUCGCCACCUCACCGGACCCCCCUACAACUGCAAGUACAACAUUUUGAAAAACAAGGAGUUUAAAGCUGCCAAUAAAGUGUAUAUUGGAGUGCUUAAGCAGCUGAAGAGAGAUGGACAGGAUACUGGCAAGAGCUAUCCACCCAUCCUUGCGUCAGACAUCAGUAAAAUGUUCGACCAUUUAACGUUGAGUGUUGAUAAUCCGGUGGCCCUCCAACGACUGGUGUUCUUCUACCUCGCUUUUUACUUCUGCCAAAGAGGGAGGGAAAAUCUGAGGAAUUUUAAGGUUGGUGACUUUAUCCCCAACACCGAAGGAGGAAGGAAGUACUACACUCUUAAGAACAACGAAAACCAGAAGAACCACCCUGAUCGUCUACGUGAAAAUCAACCAUCACCAAGACUGUAUGAAUCUCCCAAUGACACACGCCCCUGCCCAGUCCAGGCGUUUGAGCUGUACUGUAGUAAGCUGAGCAAGAAAUGCAUGUACCUCUUCCAAAGGCCGAAUAUGCAGUGGAAGCCAGGUUACCAUACUGACCAGUGGUACUUUAGUCAACCUGUCGGCCAGAACAAGCUCGGCGCGAUGAUGCGAGACAUUUCCAAAGCUGCGGGGUUGAGCAAACCUUACACUAACCACAGCAUCACCGUUACUGCUAUAAAGGCUCUGGACAAGGCUGGGUUUGAACCAAGAGUUAUAAUGAGCCUAUCCGGACACAGGACUGAAACGUCAGUCCGUAGGAACAUGCGGGAUUCUGAGGGGAGGCAGAGAGAGAAAUGUUCGGAUGCGUUAGGAGCUGCACUCGAUCCUCUCUCUUCUGACAAGAUGGAUGACUCUGAGGAGGGAUGUAAGAACACUUUGCAGACUCCAACAGUGCAGCAACAGGUCAACCUGAUCCAGGUACAUGUGCCCAGGCAGGAGACAGGUCUUGUAACAGUCUACAGUCCAUGCCACAUGUUGAUACAAACACACAUGCCCCAGCAGAACUGAAUGCUACUGUAGUCUCUAGUCCAUGUCACAGAUUGAUAGAGACACAUAUGCCUCAACAUAGGGGACACUUAGUUCAGCUUACAGUGUCACGGGUUGACACACAUGCCCUGUCAGAAGGGAACACUUUGUACAGCCUACAGUCUAUUAAUUGUCACAGGUUGAUAGAGGCACACAUGCCCCAGCAGAGGGGAACACUUUGUACAGACUACAGUCCAUGUCUUAGGUUGAUAGAGACACACAUGGCCCUAUCAGAAGGGAACACUUUGUACAGCCUUAAAUCUAUUAAUUGUCACAGGUUGAUAGAGGCACACAUGCCUCAGCAGAGGGGAACACUUUGUUCAGCCUACAGUCCAUGUCUUAGGUUGAUAGAGACACACAUGCACAGCAGAGGGAACACUUCGUUCAGCCUACAACCUAUGUCACAGGUUGACACACAAUCAGAAGGGAACACUUUGUACAGGCUGCAGUCCAUGUCUUAGGUUGAUCAUGAUAGAGACACACAUGAACAGCAGAGGGAACACUUUGUUCAGCCUACAGCCAAUGUCACAGGUUGACACACAAUCAAAAGGGAAGACUUUGUACAGUCUACAGUCCAUGUCUUAGGCCGAUAGACACACACAUGCCUCAACAGAGGGGAACACUUUGUUCAGCCUACAACCUAUGUCACAGGUUGACACACAAUCAGAAGGGAACUAAUACAGUCUACAGUCCAUGUCUUAGGCCGAUAGACAUACACAUGCCUCAGCAGAGUGGAACACUUCAUUCAUCGUACAGUUCAUGUCACAGGUUGACACACAUGCCUAUCAGAAGGGAACACUUUGUACAGGCUACAGAGCUUGUCAUAGGUUGAUAGAGACACAUCCCCCAGCUGACGGGAACACUUCAUACUGUGUACAGUCCAUGUCACCGGUUGAUAGUUUGUUGAAUGGAUCGAAAUUUUGUUGUUCAAGUUCACUUGGUCAGUUUGUUGCUGUAAUUAUAUGCAACAUUGUUGAAAAUAUUGGAUAUGCCAAUGUUUUGAAAUACUGGAAAUCUCGGUUCAUAAAGAAAGUUUAUUAUCUUCUGGAUCAGUAAACAAAAGGACAAAUGUAAAUUAGACUAUAUUUGUCAAAAACUAUAUCUGUCAAGAACCAUAUUUGUCAAAAAAUGGCAAAAUGUGAUUACCAACUGCUUACAUGUAUAGUUAUUAAAGGAUCUAUGGAUUUGCA
Molecule: messenger RNA, 5769 nt
Organism: Branchiostoma floridae (Florida lancelet)
Lineage: Eukaryota; Metazoa; Chordata; Leptocardii; Amphioxiformes; Branchiostomatidae
Biological process (GO): DNA integration; DNA recombination
Molecular function (GO): DNA binding
Source: RefSeq, a predicted model, not a curated record